Molecule: messenger RNA, 764 nt
Organism: Vicia villosa (hairy vetch)
Lineage: Eukaryota; Viridiplantae; Streptophyta; Magnoliopsida; Fabales; Fabaceae
Product: transcription factor MYB106-like
Exons: 4
Coding region: 1-744 (247 amino acids)
Source: RefSeq, a predicted model, not a curated record
AUGAGUAGGCGCCCAUGCUGUGAGAAUGUAAUAGAGUUGAAGAAAGGACAAUGGACACCAAACGAAGACAAGAAGCUUAUAGCAUAUGUUUCUCAAUAUGGCCAUGAAAACUGGCACUCUUUGCCCGCUAGAGCAGGUCUUCAAAGAUGUGGAAAAAGUUGUAGACUGAGGUGGAUUAACUAUCUAAAUCCUAAUAUAAAACGAGGAAACUUUAGCUUCGAGGAAGAUCGCACUAUAAUUCAACUGCAUGCUCUUCUCGGAAACAAGUGGUCAACAAUAGCAGCUCUCUUACCAAGGAGAACCGACAAUGAAAUAAAGAAUCAUUGGAACACUAACAUUAAGAAAAGACUUAUCAAAAUGGGCAUAGAUCCUAUUACUCACAAACCAAAAUCCAACAACAAGGACCGCAAUAAUAUUGCCAUAAAACACCUGGCUCAAUGGGAGAAUGUUAGACUGGAAGCUGAAGCAAGAUCAUCAUCAAUGUCUCAAAUUGAAUCAUUACUGUGUUCAUCAAGUUCAUCAAAUGUGUCAAUAACCAAACACAACAAUGCAGUGUAUAGCAAUAUGUGUGCCAUUAUGCUGCCAAAUGAUGAUGACCCUUUUCCUCCAAUAUCCACAUCGAGCUUUCAUAGUAAGGAGCCUAUUAUGGAAACUAAUGGUCAAGAGAUCAUGGAUGGCUAUGGCUUUAACUUGCAGGAUGAUGAUGACAUAAUGGUUGCAUUGGAAGCAUUUAGAGAUUCCUAGAUGGAAAGGGAAAGUACAAU